AUGAAUGCUGUAUCCUAUCGCCUUUGGCCUGACCGACGGCGACAAUGUGAUUGGCAUUACGGGGAGUUUUGUUUUCUCUACGUACUCGACGUGCUGAUGGUACCGGUUUUGACCUUUGCUGUGUUGUUCUUCGCCCGGAACUGGGAUUAUCACAAGUUGAAUAUCGCUUUCAGUAACAGCCGUUCCGGCCGAUAA
Penicillium digitatum Pd1 is the source of this 195-nucleotide messenger RNA. NCBI's taxonomy places the organism in Eukaryota, Fungi, Ascomycota, Eurotiomycetes, Eurotiales, Aspergillaceae. The record is from RefSeq and is a predicted model, not a curated record.